Schistosoma margrebowiei is the source of this 1794-nucleotide messenger RNA. The record is from the annotation of a GenBank genome assembly. Lineage: Eukaryota; Metazoa; Platyhelminthes; Trematoda; Strigeidida; Schistosomatidae.
AUAAUAAUAAUAAUAAUAAUAAUAAUGAUAAUCCAAUAGCUAAUUCUUUAAUUGAUAAUCAUUUAUUACUUCCAUUACCAUCUAAUUCAUCAUUACUACAAGAUGAUAAUGAUAAUGAUGAUAACCAAUUAAAUCGAUCAGGAGUCAAGGAAUGUUUAACAUAUGAAACAAAUUAUGAAAUGAAAGUUGUUGAAUCGGAAGAUAAGGAUCAAUUACAUAAUAGAUUACAUCCAAUUGACGCAAGUAAACUUAUAGCGUCCGAUAAUCAGAAUGUGAAUGAUGAUCAUAAUGAUGAUAACUCCAUCGACGACGAUGAUAAUGCUGCUGAUGAUGAUGCUCGUGCUGAUAAUGAUGAAUGUCUUGAUAAGCCCCAGUCACAAAAUAACUUCAUCUCCACAAGUAAUACAUCUUUUGAAGGGGAAAUUUUUAUUCCGAAUGAUGAUAUCAUCAAUUCAACAUUAUAUCUAACUCAUGUUUUUGAUAAAGAAUCCCCUAGUGACAAACCAGUACAACAAAUAGAUAAUAAAAUAGAUAUAAUAAAUAAUAAUCCAAUUGAUUUAUGCCAAGAUAAUCCUUUUAUGUAUACAAUAUAUAAAAUGAAUCCGUUUAAUUAUAAAAACAAUCAUAUCAUUACUAAUACUCAUAGUGAUAGUGAUAACAGUACUACUGCUACUACUAAUAGUAGUAUUCAAGAUACAUCAAGUACUUUAACAAAACACUACUCAACUAAUAUUCUCCUUAAUAAUAAUAGUAAUAAUAUUCCAAUCGAUUUAUCAUUGUUACAACAACAUGAUGUAUGGUCUUCCCCAAAUGAUUCUAUUAAAUUAAUCAAUUCAAAUAGUGAUAUAAUAAUGAGACAAAAAAUUGAAACAGAAUUUCAACAAUAUAAAGAGAAUAAAGAACGAUCAUUAAGAAACUAUGAAAAUAUUAAUUAUACCAGUGAAUCUAGUAAUAAUACAAUGGAAAUACAAAUUAUAUCUAGCGAUGAAGAUGACGUUCAUAAUACUACUACUACUACUACUACUACUAAUGAUGAUGAUAUUGAUAUAAAGGUGACAGCAUCUAUUCAAGGAAUUAAUGAUUUAUCAUUGAAAUCUAAAAAUUAUCAUCAUCAUCAGAAGAAGAAGAAGAAGCCUGAAAAAUUGAUUAGUCCAAUUACAUCACAACAAUUACAACAUUGUCUCAAUAAAGCUCUUCUCAGAGCAUCACAUAAUGGUUUAAUUAAUUAUAUUGAAUUAUUGUUAAAUACUGGUGCAAGUAUACAUGCAUUAGAUAAAUAUGGAAGAUCAUGUUUACAUUUAGCAGCAAAAUUUGGACAUGUAAAAGUUAUUGAAUAUCUCUUAAAGUACAUUCCAGAAAAAUUAAUCGAUUUACAAGAAUAUGAAAAGAAGCAAACAGCACUACAUAAAGCCGCGGCAAGUCGAAGGAGGGUCAUCUGUAAAACUCUAAUCACAGCUGGAGCCUGCCCAAUAAUUACUGAUAUUUAUGGGAAACAACCAAGUAAUUUGGCACUAAAAGCAAAUGACCCACAACUUGCUACUUACCUAAAAAGAGAAGAAAUAUUGUUCACUAUUAAAAAUGGAGUUGAGAAAGUAGAUGUGUAAAGUGGACGAAUGAAGUAACCUUACAACGCAUUCCAAACAACCAAUUAACAUUUCCCAUCUUUAGAAUAGAACUCUUGCACAAUUUAGUAUAAACUAUUAUUUAUUUCUGUCUAAUAGUAUCUCCAUAGAAUCUCUUAACCGAUAAACUUUUGUAUUCCAUUAUAAUUACGAAUAUAUAUUAUCAAUAGAA